AUGGCACCUCUACACUUCCUCACCUCAGUCCUCCUUCUUCUCCAGGGCCUCACUACCGCCCUCCCAACCAGCAGCAGCAGCAAAGACCUCUCCCGCUCCCCCAGCUGCUCCCUCCGCUCCGCCCCGACCUCCUUCACCAUAAGUCGCUUCUCGACCUUCACGCCCUCGGGCGCCAACACUACGCCGGCUCAAAUCUCGUUUUUCUACUCUGACGACGUCGGCCUCCAGUCCGCCACCUGUCUGCUGAAGGGCAGCAUCGAGACGACCACCUUCGACGCCCCGGUUCUGUGCAGCAAUAAGAACAUCAGCUUCCUGUUCACGGAAAGCGUCCUCACUGUUUUUGAGACGUACGACGACGAUAGCGGCGUGCAGUGUGUGGAUGGGACCACCAAGGAGAAAGCCAACAGCAUCGACAAGGUUGAGAAGAAGAACGAACAACACCAGCAACAAUACCUAAAGGGUACCGUGUACGUAGGCACCUACUGCUAUCCCAGUCCCGCGGGGGUGCCGCUCGGCGUCGGCACGAGCUGUCAGACGCCGAGCGUGAGUUUGGGUGGGAGCUUAGCCCUAGCUCCUGCUUCUGCUUGA
Molecule: messenger RNA, 588 nt
Organism: Drepanopeziza brunnea f. sp. 'multigermtubi' MB_m1
Lineage: Eukaryota; Fungi; Ascomycota; Leotiomycetes; Helotiales; Drepanopezizaceae
Source: RefSeq, a predicted model, not a curated record